AUGUCAACACAACAUCACUUUCCACAUCAACACAUUGUUGCAAUGACAUCUUCUCGGCAAUACUCUCAAAGACACAAACCACUUCUUAUCUUCUCCCUCAUCUGUCUUAUCCUAUACGCAACAAGCCUUCAACCCCAUCAUCUCAUCUCGGCACAACUUGCACGCUGUUCACCACUGAUAAAAAAUGGCGCCAACGCUGAGGAUGCAUUCUUCAGCUAUUCUUAUGCGAGUAGUGAUUUUAAUUUGACUUCAUCUUCUGCGUCAUCAGUUUCGAGUGCUGGAGAGUUUACUCACUAUGUGGAUACGCAAACGUAUGUGAGUGGAGUUUCAUCCAAGUGGAGACAAUUUGAUGGAAAUAUGUUUUAUGUUCUUGGUGUGGUGAAUGUAGAUGGAACAGUGGUAAAUUCGGGAGGUGAAACUCUUCAAGAGGUGUUGAGUAGGAAGAAAUCUGAUGAGAGUGUUUCAUUGUUGGAUGUUGUUCCUUUUAUUAGAAAAUCAACAUUUGCUAUUAGCAGGAAUACUGGUGACUAUUCCAUUAGUAUGUACAAGAUGUAUUUUGGACAAGGAAAUGAAGCUAGGGAUAAUUUGACAUCUGUGACUACUAGUAGCUCAUCAUUUGCUGGAUUGAAUGGUUAUGACGCAAGUGGUAAUUUAAUGACCAUGAUGAAUGUGAAAAGUUUCAAUGCAACUUCUUCAGUUUCUUUGGACCUUGAGUUUGGAUACUAUUCAUCUAAAUUGGAAACUGUGUUUAUUUUCACUUUGGGAGCCAGAGCUUACAAUUCUUCUGGUUUCUCCUUGUACAAUAGUAAUUACAAUAUUAGAUUGGAUGGCUCAGCUAUUGAGAGUAUUCGAAAGUCAUCAAGCGAGCAGCUAGUUCUCUCUUUCUAUGUGAGUGAUGCCAGCUAUACAGGUUUAUUUUCUUCUCUUGAGUAUACUACAAAGGCACAGAUCUACCCAUUUCCCACCACAGUUAGUGGCUUUAGUUAUCAAUUUGUGAAAUUUAACAUUUCUGAUACUUCCAAAGUCACAUGUUCAAACUAUCCUAGAAGUGUUCUGUAUUCUUCCUUCUUGAACACUACACUUGCUAUUGAUUGGAUCCUAUUCGGAUUGGUAGUCCUAUUGACUCCUCUCUUUUUAAUUUUCAGAAACGAACAACCACUCAAGAGUCGUUUAAUUGUUCCCUACCUAGGUAUUGUCUUUUUACUGAUUUUAUUUAUUGGAGUUCAAUAUUCGAUAGAUAGUACUAGGCCAUCAGAAAUUAAGAGCAUCAUCAGUGUUUCAUUCUUUAUAAUGUCUUUGUUUGCAUUUAUUUUCCAAGCUUUUCGUUAUUAUUAUUUAAGAUAUCUCUAUUCUAAGACUGACAUUAGUGUGAAACAAUCCAGAAUUAAGAAAUUCCUUUCCUCCAAGACUGUUUUUGUAAUAGCACUAGUUGUUUCAAUGGUUUUAGGUAUCAUUUAUCUUGUUGUAGUCUUAUCAGUUGCCUUGACCUCAACUAGUGUAAGCACGAAUGGAGUAAAGGAAGAUGUAGAAGUGGAAUAUUAUACAAGAAUAGCAAUCCCUGCCUUUACAGUUCUUAUUUUAAUUUCUUGCCUCCUUAUUGAUAUUUUGCUUAAUAUCAAAUCAUUCUUUGGUAAUAUUGGAAGAUUCCUCUUCUUUGAGGAUCCUCUAUUUUUCAGAUCUGAACUUUUGCUUGUCAUUCCAACAUGUAUCUUUUACGUGAUAGAGUUUGUACUCAAUUCUGAAACUCGUCCAUAUAUUGAUGGAUCGCUCACAACUUUCCUCAUUCCAAAGAACAUUCAUGAAAUUAGAACAAUGAUUGGAUUUUUUGGAAUUUUCCGUUUCCUCAAUCUAUUCUGCUUUGUUCUCUUUUUUGGUGAGGCUCUCGUGCUAGCUGUUACCAUUACACGAGUCAUUAGGAGAAAUUACAAGCGAGGCAAAAAGGGAUUAUCUCUUUUACAACCACACAAUAGUCCUCUAGGAAUGUUCAGAUCUAAAUCAAGUUCUGAAGAUGAUAUAAUUGAGAACUUUGUAUCAAAGGAUGAUGGACACAAGCUUUUAGAAGAAUUUUCCAGAAAUGAGUUUUCAAUUGAGAAUAUUUUACUCUAUGAUAUUUUACACCAGUUCCCUAAUGAGAAGAAUGAUGAAAACAGAAGGAAAAUUCUCUUGGAUAUUUAUCUGAAAUUCAUCAUGUCAAACUCUGAGUUUGAAAUUAAUCUUUCAUCUUCAACUCGUAAGGAAUAUUCCCAACUUAUUGAAGAUUUACAGGAUAACAAACCACUGCAACCAGAUGAACUGAUUCAAACCCUCAAGAUUGAGGUUAUUCAAAACAUGGCAGAUACAUUCAGUCGUCUGGAAAUGUCUCCAGAAUACAGUUCACUUCUUUCUAAAUGGGAAACUGAAAAGGCAACAGCCCUUAAAAUAUAG
Molecule: messenger RNA, 2424 nt
Organism: Naegleria gruberi
Lineage: Eukaryota; Heterolobosea; Eutetramitea; Acrasida; Naegleriidae
Exons: 3
Coding region: 1-2424 (807 amino acids)
Source: RefSeq, a predicted model, not a curated record